AUGCUUCUUUCGGCUAUCGCACUGAUUUUCGUUGCCGGGAUAACCUUGAACUCCGCAAACUUGGAUUGCGGCGGAUGUCUACAUACUUGUUAUGGCAAUUGUGACUCGGGUACUUGUCUCUGCCAGCACACAUGCGGUCAUGUGUGUGGAGGCCUCGGAGGAAGCCUUGGAGGAGGUCUCGGCGGAGGCAUUGGUGGAGGCGGAAUCGUAAGUUACCAUAAAUUACUUUAA
This is a messenger RNA of Haemonchus placei, 231 nucleotides long. The record is from the annotation of a GenBank genome assembly. Lineage: Eukaryota; Metazoa; Nematoda; Chromadorea; Rhabditida; Trichostrongylidae.